UGUAUCGUUUCGUUUUUGAGUUUGUAUUUACAAUUCUCAUUGUAUAUUCUAUUUGUUUGCGUUAUUGGUACAAAAUGAUCCCAUAAUAAAAAGCGCAGCUCACACGUUCAAUUGUAUGUGUGUUUAUGGGGCAUUUUGCCAUGACCAUAAUAAGAAGAGCCGUUGACGUUACGUAUAGCAGCAGCACACGAAAGCGGCCAAUGCGCGGUCUGGACAAAAAAAGAUCAAUCCGGCGUGUGUCUAUACGGUGCCCUCUGCUGGCAGCCAUUGACAACUGUAAACGUUUAACCCUUCCCGUAGUCUGUCUGUGCGCUAUCGGUUGAAGAUGGCGUCCAGAGCGCUUCAGAGCUCUUUCUCCGGCCUUUAUCAGGCUGCCAACAAAACCAGGACGAUAGGACACGUUACUGCUACGAUCAGGGGCCUGUCAGUCUCUAAUAGUCAGCAUCGGGAGGACAGCUGGUUCAAAUCAUUAUUUGUGAGGAAGGUAGACCCAAGGAAAGACGCUCACUCCCACCUGUUAGCUAAGAAAGAAGAUAACAACUUGUACAAAAUACAGUUUCACAAUGUGAAACCAGAGUGUCUUGAGGCCUACAACAAACUCUGGUAAGUCAAACUUCUUGCAUUUAUGAAAAAAGUCAAAUCACUUCAUAUGGUAUUAAUUAAGCAAGAUGACUUGAUAUUAACUAGAGA
This is a messenger RNA of Triplophysa rosa, 690 nucleotides long. Its product is annotated as protein NipSnap homolog 2-like. NCBI's taxonomy places the organism in Eukaryota, Metazoa, Chordata, Actinopteri, Cypriniformes, Nemacheilidae. The transcript has 3 exons. The record is from RefSeq and is a predicted model, not a curated record. The coding region runs from base 326 to 607 and encodes 93 amino acids. Gene Ontology annotation, cellular component: mitochondrion.